This is a messenger RNA of Austrofundulus limnaeus, 1839 nucleotides long. RefSeq names its product protein disulfide isomerase family A, member 6 (gene pdia6). NCBI's taxonomy places the organism in Eukaryota, Metazoa, Chordata, Actinopteri, Cyprinodontiformes, Rivulidae. The transcript is spliced from 13 exons. Bases 93 to 1424 code for a protein of 443 amino acids. The record is from RefSeq and is a predicted model, not a curated record. Gene Ontology annotation, cellular component: endoplasmic reticulum lumen. Gene Ontology annotation, molecular function: protein-disulfide reductase activity; protein disulfide isomerase activity. Gene Ontology annotation, biological process: response to endoplasmic reticulum stress.
AUUUUCCUGGUGUAGUUUUGUGGGAACGCAGCGGCAGCAGUUCUAGUGUUUGGUGCUUGUUGUGAGGGGUCGACGAGGGAGAAGUUAAAACCAUGGGACCGUUUUUACUCGGAGUUCUGGGCUGCUCACUGGUCCUGUCUGUUCAAGCCAUGUAUUCGUCCAGUGAUGAUGUUAUUGAGCUUACGCCUUCCAACUUCAACAGGGAGGUGAUCCAGAGUGAUAGUCUGUGGCUGGUUGAGUUUUAUGCUCCAUGGUGUGGCCACUGUCAGAGUCUUGCUCCUGAGUGGAAGAAGGCAGCCACCGCCCUCAAGGGGAUCGUCAAGGUCGGAGCCGUGGACGCUGACCAGCACAAAUCACUGGGAGGCCAGUACGGCGUCAGAGGGUUCCCCACCAUCAAGAUCUUCGGAGCCAACAAAAACAAACCGGAGGAGUACCAAGGGGGCCGCAGCAGCCAGGCGAUUGUAGACGGAGCCAUGAACUCGCUGCGCAGUCUGGUGAAGGAGAGGCUGAGCGGCAGGUCGGGAGGGUCUGGCUACAGCAAGCAGCAGAGCGGAGGGGCAGGAGAGGGCAACAAGAAAGACGUGGUGGAGCUCACUGACGACAACUUCGAUAAGACGGUGCUAGACAGCGACGAGGUGUGGAUGGUGGAGUUCUUCGCUCCCUGGUGUGGACACUGCAAGAACCUGGAGCCUGAGUGGACAGCUGCAGCCACAGCUGUGAAGGAGCAGACCAAGGGCAGGGUCCGCCUGGGGGCCGUGGACGCCACCGUGCACCAGGUGAUCUCCAGCCGCUACGGGAUCCGGGGGUUUCCCACCAUCAAAAUUUUCCGCAGAGGGGAGGAGCCAGAGGACUACCAGGGAGGUCGGACUCGUGGUGACAUCAUCGAGAAGGCGAUGGAUCUGUUCGCCGACAACGCUCCGGCUCCCGAGCUGGUGGAGAUCCUGAGCGAAGACGUCCUGAAGAAGACUUGUGACGACAGCCAGCUGUGUAUUAUCGGCGUCCUGCCUCACAUCCUGGACACGGGUGCGUCUGGGAGAAACGGUUACUUGGAGGUGAUGAAGAAGAUGGCUGAGAAGUAUAAGAAGAAAAUGUGGGGCUGGCUCUGGACUGAGGCGGGCGCUCAGAUGGACCUGGAGGCCUCUCUGGGUAUCGGUGGAUUCGGCUACCCCGCCAUGGCUGCCAUCAACGCUCGCAAGAUGAAAUUCGCUCUCCUCAGGGGCUCCUUCAGCGAGACUGGCAUUCACGAGUUCCUCAGGGAGCUGUCUGUGGGCCGCGGCUCCACAGCCACACUGGGAGGCGGAGUCAUGCCCAAGAUUCACUCAGUGGAACCCUGGGACGGCAAAGACGGCGAGCUUCCUGUGGAGGAGGAUUAUGACCUCAGUGAUGUUGACCUGGACGACGACUUCGUGAAGGAAGAGCUGUGAGUGGAAGCUGCCGGUGGAUCUGUCUGGUCCAGUGUGGCUCCGCCUCCCCUCCCCUCCCCUCAGAGGAUGAACAGGAGGCCCUGUCGCCAAGUUACUGAAAUAUUCCAGAAAAGACAAAUAAGAGACAUCUGCAGUUUUUCUACAUCAUCAAACUGUCAUGUGGCGGGGGGACGGGGGGGCUGUGUCUCUGGGAUAAAUUCAUUUUCACAAACCUGCUGAACGUUAGAGAAGCUGCGUAUUUAUAAAGCUGCCACCAGCUGAGGGGAGGAGGUUCUGAAUGUCACUUCAAGUCCUUUUAAGACGUUGUUCCCUCUCGCCUUGAAGCACCUAUUUUAAGACAUGGACUUGUGAAAGUAACACUUCAGUCUGAUGAACCUAAACAUGUGAUUUCCUUUUUUUUUUUUUUUUUUUUAAA